GCAAGCUCCCCCUGAAGAUGAAUACGCCGACUUGCGCUACAACCCAAACUGGAGGAAGAAUCUGGAAGGGGCUCAUUUUCUCAACCAGCUAAAUGCGAGACUUUCUCUCGACUCGUUUCAGGAGUCUGAAGAUAGUCUUGAACCUUUGGAGAAUGUGCCUCUAAGUAGCAAGCAAAAAUAUGUCGUUGUCAGUAAUCCACCCACAGUUCAGAUGGACAAUGUUUUAUCCCCGCCACCUUCGUCUCCUUUCCACCUGCACCCACAACAGGAAGACAUUCUCGAUCCCCCCGAAUCAAAACGUUCUUGCAUGUCCUCUGAAGGCAUACCACUGGAUAAUGGAGAGCAUCUGAAUGUCAGACCAGUUCCUCAUAGGAAGAGAAGCUCACGACAUCCUUCUAAUCCAAGGCCAGUGAGAGCUAGGGAAGACAUUGUGGAACGUAACAAAGCAACUCUUGGUAUCAAUACACAUAACCAGAGGUCUUACCUAAAAGUUCACAAGCAGAAAGAUAAAACAGAAGAAACAAAGCAG
This is a messenger RNA of Sinocyclocheilus anshuiensis, 529 nucleotides long. RefSeq lists its product as uncharacterized. The record is from RefSeq and is a predicted model, not a curated record. The transcript has a single exon. Gene Ontology annotation, biological process: axoneme assembly. The annotation marks the transcript as partial. Lineage: Eukaryota; Metazoa; Chordata; Actinopteri; Cypriniformes; Cyprinidae.